Pistacia vera is the source of this 472-nucleotide messenger RNA. Its product is annotated as putative phytosulfokines 6. NCBI's taxonomy places the organism in Eukaryota, Viridiplantae, Streptophyta, Magnoliopsida, Sapindales, Anacardiaceae. Gene Ontology annotation, cellular component: extracellular region. The record is from RefSeq and is a predicted model, not a curated record. Bases 73 to 354 code for a protein of 93 amino acids. Gene Ontology annotation, molecular function: growth factor activity. The transcript has 3 exons. Gene Ontology annotation, biological process: cell population proliferation.
UUUCUCUUUCUCUUUCUUUUUCUAUCUCUCUCUCUCUGUGAUUAAUAUAUUGUGUGGUCUUAGGCAGAUAUUAUGAAGCAAAACCUUUGUUUUUCUGCUCUUAUAAUCCUGAUCCUUCUUAUUUUCUCCUCAAACACAUCUGCCCGUUUCAUACUGCACAAACAAGGACUAGAGGAGGUAAAGGUGAAGGAAAUUGCUAGUGAAGUUUCUACUGAACAGGUGGAGGUCAGUGAGUCCAUGCAUAAUCUAAUGGGCAUAGAGGCAUGUGAGAAUGGUGAUGAAGAAUGUUUGAAGAGAAGACUAAUUUCAGAGGCUCAUUUGGACUACAUUUACACCCAGGAGCUUAAGCCUUAAGCCUUCCCCCCUUUUUCAAGUUCCAUGGCUUCUUUCAUUCUACUUAGACUUAGUUUUCCUCUAUAUCAUAUAUAUGUUCUCUCAAUAUUCUUCUCAAUCCACAAUUCAUUUUGGCUUA